Messenger RNA from Sphaeramia orbicularis (orbiculate cardinalfish), 8209 nucleotides. Its product is annotated as ephrin type-B receptor 1-like. Gene Ontology annotation, biological process: axon guidance; ephrin receptor signaling pathway; protein phosphorylation. The transcript is spliced from 20 exons. Gene Ontology annotation, molecular function: protein binding; ATP binding; transmembrane-ephrin receptor activity. Gene Ontology annotation, cellular component: plasma membrane; dendrite. The record is from RefSeq and is a predicted model, not a curated record. Lineage: Eukaryota; Metazoa; Chordata; Actinopteri; Kurtiformes; Apogonidae. The coding region runs from base 14 to 3085 and encodes 1023 amino acids.
UAUCAGCUGGAUAAUGAGGGGAGUAAGUGGGACCAUGCCGGCCACUUGGGUUGCGGUUCUUCUCAGUGUGAUGACUUCGGUGUGCGCAGUGGAAGAGACAGUGAUGGAUACAAGGACAGCGACAGCAGAGCUCGGCUGGAUAUCGUUCCCUGCCAAUGGAUGGGAGGAGGUGAGCGGCUAUGAUGAGAACCUCAACACCAUUAGGACGUACCAGGUGUGUAACGUGUUUGAACCCAGCCAGAACAACUGGCUCCUCACCACGUAUAUUGAUCGGCGGGCGGCGCAGCGCAUCUACGUGGAAAUCCGCUUUACGGUGCGUGACUGCGCCUCCAUCCCCAGCGUCCUGGGAUCCUGCAAAGAGACGUUCAACCUCUACUACCUGGAGACCGACAGGACGGUGUCUGAGGGCAUCAAAGGGGUGGAGUACUGGGCCAACGCCCCCUUUCUUAAGGUGGACACAAUUGCAGCAGAUGAGAGUUUCUCCCAGGUGGAUUUUGGGGGAAGGCUAAUGAAGGUGAAUACAGAGGUUCGGAGUUUCGGGCCACUCUCCAAAGGCAGAGGUUUCCAUUUGGCCUUUCAGGAUCUCGGGGCCUGCAUGUCCCUCUUGGCUGUCAGAGUAUUCUACAAGAAAUGCCCCAGUGUGGUGCAGAACUUUGCUUUCUUCCCUGAGACACUGACUGGAGCUGAGUCCACCUCAUUAGUCAUUGCCAGAGGAAGUUGUAUCCCCAAUGCUGAGGAAGUGGACGUGCCCAUAAAGCUCUACUGUAAUGGAGACGGGGAGUGGAUGGUCCCCAUCGGCAGCUGCAGCUGCAAGGCGGGUUAUGAGCCAGACAAUGGCAACCUGUGUCGAGCUUGUCCUCAGGGUACCUUUAAGUCGUCCCAGGGGGCAGGAUUAUGCCAGCAGUGUCCGCUCAACAGUCGUUCCACCAUCGAGGCCGCUACCCUCUGUGGAUGUCGGAACGGAUAUUACCGUGGCGACAUGGACAAACCAGAGGAUGUAUGCACCAGUGUUCCUUCAGCUCCUCGCAACCUGGUCUCAGUCGUCAACCAAACAUCGGUGCUGUUGGAGUGGCACCCGCCGCGUGACACCGGGCACCGUGACGACCUGUCCUAUAAUGUCAUCUGCCGCCGGUGCCACAGCAGCGAGCGCCGGGCGUGUCAGCCGUGCGACGACAGCGUGGCAUUUGUGCCAGGAAAACGUGGGUUAAAGGGCACGAGGGUGGAGAUCAGUAAGCUGAGGGCCCACACGUCAUACACCUUCGAUGUGCAGGCAGUCAAUGGGGUCUCCAACAAGAGCCCAUAUCCCGCCCAGCAACUGUCAAUCAACAUUACAACCAAUCAGGCCGCUCCCUCAGUAGUUCCCAUAAUGCACCAAGUGAGCUCAACGAGCCGCAGUUUCUCGUUGUCAUGGCCACCGCCCGAACAGCCCAACGGAAUUAUCCUAGACUACGAGAUACGAUUCUAUGACAAGUCUCAGUCGUCAAUGCUGAACAGUUCAGUGGUCCAGAGUGAGACUCCCAAUGUGGUUCUGGAGGGUCUGAGGCCCGGCACAGGUUACGUGGUCCAGGUGAGGGCGCGCACCGUGGCUGGGUAUGGAGCCUACAGCAAGGAGAUGCUCUUCCAAACACUCACGGACGAUGAGUAUAAAUCAGAACUGGGACAACAGCUUUCCCUGAUCGCGGGCUCAUUGGUUGGUGGAGUGUGCAUCGUCUCAUUGGUCGCUAUCGCCAUCAUUUGUACCAGGAGGAGGCAGUUGAAGGAGAGUGUAUAUGGUGAUAAACUGCAGCAGUACAACACAGGAGGAGAAGUGACUCUGAGGCCUGACAUGUUCAGCGGUCCGACCCCGACUGUGACCUUUCCCACUCUGUCUGAGGGUCACAGUUCACCGGGGGUCAAGAUCUACAUUGACCCUUUCACCUACGAGGACCCCAACGAAGCCGUCCGGGAAUUUGCCAAAGAAAUCGACCCCUCCUGUGUCAAAAUAGAGGAAGUCAUUGGAUCAGGUGAAUUUGGUGAAGUGUACAAAGGACGACUGAAGCCUGUGGGCAAAAAAGAAAUUCCUGUGGCCAUUAAGACGCUGAAGGUGGGCUACUCUGAGAGGCAGAGGAGGGACUUCCUGUCGGAGGCAUCCAUCAUGGGCCAGUUUGACCAGCCUAACAUCAUCAGGUUGGAGGGCGUGGUCACCAAGAGCAGACCCACCAUGAUCAUCACAGAGUUUAUGGAAAACGGUGCACUGGAUUCUUUUCUCAGGCAGAAUGAUGGGCAGUUCCCAGUGAUCCAGCUGGUUGGUAUGCUGAGGGGCAUCGCAUCUGGAAUGAGGUAUCUGGCAGAGAUGAGCUACGUCCACCGGGACUUGGCUGCUCGGAACAUCUUGGUUAAUAGUAACUUGGUGUGUAAGGUGUCUGACUUCGGCUUAUCGCGUUAUCUGGAGGAAGACACGUCUGACCCCACCUACACCAGCUCACUGGGUGGUAAAAUCCCAGUGCGGUGGACAGCUCCGGAGGCAAUCGCCUACAGGAAGUUUACAUCAGCUUCAGAUGUGUGGAGUUAUGGGAUUGUCACUUGGGAGGUGAUGUCAUACGGAGAGAGGCCUUACUGGGACAUGAGCAACCAAGAUGUGAUAAAUGCCAUAGAGCAGGACUUCAGGCUGCCAGCUCCCAUGGACUGUCCAGUAGUGCUGCACCAGCUGAUGCUAGACUGCUGGCAGAAAGACAGGAAUGCACGGCCAAAGUUCCCUGAUAUUGUCAGCAUGUUGGAUAAAAUGAUUCGCAACCCUGCAUCUCUUAAAGCUGGCACCAACAAUGUGGCUCCUGGUCCCUCCCAUCAUCCCUUGUUAGACCGUGGAGCUCCAGACCUGAGUAGAGUGAGCUCUGUGGAAGACUGGCUGGCUGCUCUGAAGAUGACCCAGUAUCGAGACUCUUUCCUCGGCUCAGGCUUUACCUCCUUGCCACUUGUUACACAAAUCACAGCCGAAGACCUACAGAGGAUCGGCGUGUCUCUUGCUGGACACCAGAAGAAAAUCUUGACCAGUGUCCAGUCAAUGAGGCACCACAAUGAUGACCAGUCUCCCACUGAGUCGGUGUAACCACACAUUAGAGUCACAUUAGAGUCAUACAGUAUGAGAUAUUCCACCAGUGUACAGUCUGUGGGAUGAAGAGGAAUGUCCACUUCUGAAGGCGGAUGACCUUUCUACUUUUGUUUUUCACACUUUAGUUUGCUGCUCUAGGAGACUCCAACCAUUUAAAGUGUCUAAAACAAUCACGGUGGUCCUGCAGUGUAAGUGUCUGCGUGGCUGCAACGCUCACCGGGUCUCUGUGAGUCGAUGCAUAGCUGUCUCUCAUGCCAUUCAGUUUCCCAAAUAGAUCUGAACUAAAUGUCCCCUGGACUGAAUUCAAUGCAUAGUGCAAGAGGUCAGUCAAGGCAGAUUGGAGAGUAAAUACAGCAAUCAGACUGACUGUGCAAGAUGAAAAACUGGAAAUAAUGUUUGUUUUUCUUUUAUGUGAUCUUACAGAGCUCAAGUGAGAAAAAAAAAAAACACUUUUCACAAAACUCUCUUUCAACAGUGAACCCUAAAGAGUGUUUUUUUUUUAAUCUGAGUGUGAUUCAAGGAUGAUAUGAGCCUUUUUCUAGUAAAAGGAUACAUCAAACAUACACAUACUACUGUAUAAAGGACACUUACAUGGAAGGACACAAUCUGACAAAAGGCUUCUAAUCCAUCAAGACCCACUGCAGGCCUUGUAACCAUCAGUAUGUUUUGUUGAGACGACUUCAGCGUGUUGGUGAAAAUUGCUACCAUUUAAAUUUAAACUAACGCCAACAGUUAAAUUGCACCUUCUUCAUAUUGAAGAGUCUGUACAUGUUAUGAUAUGGGAGGUUUUAUUUCCUAGUUACUCAUUGAAAAGUAAUUGUCACUGGAGUAUUUGUGAGUUCCUUAUGAUUAUCUUCCUCUCGAUGACUCAUGACUGGAACAAACUUUUGAAGUGCUGUGGAGUUUAGAGAAAAAAAAAAAAAAAAAAACAUAGAUAAAAUAGCUUUCAUAGUUGUAUUUUUUUGUACCCUCCUUGCAGCCUUGAAAAGACAUAUUCUUCAGUGCAGAGAUUUAGCAAAGCCUGGACGACUUAAAUACUCUGCCUAAUUCAGAGGCGUCCUAACAUGGAUAUUUUACAAUCACUAAAAGUGCUGUCUGGGUACAGCCAAUUACAGAUCAGGAAACGGGAACAAAAUCUGAUAAGGAAAGUAUUAUAGCAUAGCAGUGUAACCAGAGAAAAAAAGUUCCCUUCCCGGCUAGACAGCAAGGCAUCUAUGUUUGGAAGAAUAAAAGGGAAAGGCAGCUUAAGAGGCUAUGGGUAUUGAGUCAUUACCAGCUGCUAAGACGCACCUGUUGUGAAGGCACUGCUGUGGCCAGAAAAUCUCAAAAGACCGAAAAGGUAUUCUCAUCCAAUGUUCUUGUGAUUUGGCUGCAGACGCUGAGCUGCCUGCCAGUCAAGCAUUAAUAGAGCACAUGAACAAAACCAGAAUUCCACUGUGUUACGCUCAUGCACCAUCCACGCAUGAAACAAAUCUCAUUUCUGUGACACCGUUGUCAGAACUGUAUGGCUGCUUUCCAGAUGGUAAUCAUGGCUGUACAGCCGGCACGCAGGCAGGCAGGGUCCUUUUGUAUUAAGAAUUUUCCUUUGGCUGCUGGACAUGUCAUUGUUUUCAGAGUCUGUUAUGACACUCGCGUUUUCCCCGAUUGACAACACUGAUUAAUACUGUUGUGUCACUUUGCAGCGGAAAUGACAUGAAGUGCCCUAUCAGCGUUCUCAUCUGUGGACAGAAACCUUUUAAGUGCUCAGCCAUACAUAACACGCAUUUACAAGCAGCAAAGGUUGAUAUCUCGGACAUGCGGGGAAGAUUUAACGAGAAAAAAAAAAAAAAAAAUAGAUAAAUUGGGAGUGGAAACAGGAUUUUUCUGGUUUAUUGCUCAUGUUUUAGGACUUAAAUGUGAUGUUUGACUCGCUGUCUUCGCAUUGGAGCAACAUAUCAUAUCAAGAAGGCCUGAUCUGACUCGGAGGCACACUGGUGGAGGAGCACUGGGAGAUCGCUUUUAUCUGAGCGCUGAGCAGAUUACCAGCUGUGAAACAACAGCAGCCUCGCUCCGCCGUCAGCCCAAACCCCUGGUCAUGUGUGUGCAAGGAUUACUAGUUUGCCGCUUUGAUUGGAUGUGGUGAUUUUAUGUCUCAUCCGCUGUGAGUCGCACUCACAAUAGCAGAAGUGACAAUGUUUAGUUGGUUGUUUGUUUUUAACAUGUUUUACUGCUGCAUGACUCGGACGUGUCCUACAGAAUGCUGUGUUUGUGUUCGUCUCGCACCAACGCUCUUUACUGCUGGGGCGCCACAAAAGUCUUUUAUUUAUGAAAGUUGUGACAUUGAAAGGUUCACAUAACUAUUUGAAGCCUCCCAACGUUUCAUUUUCCACGUUUCACCAAAAACCCCACACGCCACCCGCGACCACAAUUGUAUUUGUUGCCCGGCAACGAUAGCUUAUUGAACAUUUUAUCAGGACGUAUUGAGAUCAACUGGGAGCUUCAGUCAGUGUUUCAGAGGCAUAAUUCGUUGUAAAUAGAUGCCUCUGGAAAAACGGUUGCAGCGUUGGCUUCGGGGUUUAAUAAAGAGUGAGACAAGUGCGUCUAAAAGCUCAUAUUGAACGCCACUUUAAAAAAAAAUGGCACUCUGAAGAAAUGAAAGCUAUCAACACAGGCAGGCAUCUUAAUACAUUAUGUAACAUUUGAGCUAUGUGUGAUGUGUCUAUCUAUGCUUCAUUUUUCUUUUCUUCUGGUGUUUAACAAGGUUAGAUGUGAGCUUUCAGAGAAUGUCAGCAAUUUCACAUGUUACUGUGUCAGUGUUUGUGAAAAGACAAUGAAGGCAAAUAAUCUACAACACAUCUUGUAUUUAAAUAAACGGCAUGUUUUGGUCAGAGCACAAAGAGAAUACUCAGGAACAAGGCAGAUUUGACUUUGAAUAGUGCACACUAAUGCAUAAAAUGAGAUAUUUUGUAGGGUAAUUGUGUUGUAUAUACAGAGAUUAAUCCAAAAUGAAGUGCUUUUAAGGGUUUGUUGAGAAGAUGUUACUUUAUUGAUGUGCUUAUUAAAAGCUAAAUCCACCCUACAUCGAUGCCCUUGAUGAGAGAAAUAUUAAUAAAGACUUUUCUUUUUGUGCACAUUUUAAACAAGAAAAUAAACAUUCGGUUUUAGCCGAUGAAUAGAAGCCAAACCUAAUAGAUUAUGUGAUUAAUGGCUGGGUAAUUCAAGGGUACAUCGUGAUUGUUAGUUAUUUUUACUGGGAGUGUGAAGCUUUGGCUCAAGGUUUCUUCAAUACUUUUACUUUAUUUAUUCAGUCACUAUAUUUCCAAUGAAUGUUCUCGCUUCUAUGUAUUAGCCUGUUUCAGGAUUUUGAGAUCAAAGUAAACAAAAUUAUGACAUUUUCUUGCAAAAACAGAUGAAUAAUUCAUUUAUAAAGCAACUUUUGAAAUGUUCAACAAGGAUACCUUUAAGGUUUUCUUGCAUGAAGGAAAGCUCAACCACUGAAUAACCUGUUUGACAUUAUGUUUUACAAAGUUUAGGAUGUAGUUUUGCUUUUACUAAACAUGCUCAGUGGUACUGAGAUACUCAUGCUAGAAAUCUCAGUGGCUGGCAUGUUAUCAAACACUAUAUUAAUCUGUGAACACUGGUGCAUAUGAUAACCUCUUUCUUUUUGUAAAAUUCAACAUAUUAUGCAGCUGCAAUGCAUACUUGUCCUCUGGGAUCACUGCUGAUGGAGACAUCCAUGUAUUUCUGCCUGUUCAUCAUUGAAUAGAGGGGGACAAAUGGCAGAUGCAGACAAAAGCCCUCGCUCUUUGAGACCAACAUCAAACCUGACAUUUACUGCAGAUAUUUUAGAUAGAAAACUCAAUUCAGACUGAGCUGUGACUGUGCUGGAAAUAUAUCUACAUUAUAUGGCAGUGUAUUCGGCCAAUUAACACAGAAAUAGCAAAAAGUGGCACAAAAAAAACAACAGAUGAAAACAAGCACAAAUUCAAAGUGCAUCCCCAGCAAAUGCUUAAGGGUGGAUUUAUCUUUUAAUGGCUGAUUCUUUAUGGGAGCUUUUCUCCUUUCUUGUUGCUCUGCUGUAAUAGAUACUGUAGGUGAGGCUGAAGAUGAGAGAAGACGACUUAUGAAAAGGAGUAAAACUGAAAGGGAAUAUGUAACAGAAGGGGCAAAAGGAGAAGGAAAGGAUAACAGAAGAAGGGGGGAAAAAAAAGGGAGAAAUGGAGGCGAGAGGCAAAGCUCGGCUCUCAUGUUUGAAUAAAAAUGAGGCUUGGUGUGGAGAGAUUACUCUUUCUCUUUUUGUCUGUCUCUCCCUGCCUCCCUGCCUCUCUGACUCUACUCAGCUGCCCUCUUUCUUUUCCUAAUGCCCACAACCACUCUGUACUAGUCGCUCUGCAUUUUCUCUGUCUGCUUUGACAAGACAGUUUGAAGGCAAGCAAUCACUCUUCUCUAAGAUGCACUUUUCUCACAAACACUUUGUACUGGCAUCUCUUAGGGAUGUGAUAGUAAGCAUUACAUUAAUAUAUAUAUAUAUAAAAAACAACCUUGUGGUUUUUUUGUUGUGGGUUUGAGGAAGAGCUUUUAUCCCAAAACUGUGAAACUGAAGGUUUUCUCUGUCCAAAUAUUUAAUAUUUGCUUUUAAACUGAAACACAAAGAAGUUGAACUCACAUUUUAAUCUCAUCUCUUCCAUCAUCGCCAGUGUUUCAUCAAAUAAACAGAAACGAAAACAGUCUGUUCACUCAAGACAUGCACAAACAAGUGUUUUUUUCUUCUGUUAAUUUGUUUUUUAUAUUGCUUGCCAUACUUUUCAGUAUGUACGUAAUGUAUGUUUUCUCUUAAAAGAAAAAAAAGCAACAGCUAAAUAAUCAGCUGCCUUUCUCUGUUUACCUAAAAUACUGUUAUAGGUGUUACUGCUCAUAUAGUCCGAGCAUCCCACUGUAAUGUAUUAUAAAAACUGUAAUAUAAUGUGAAUACGAGCACGCUUGUGCAUCUCCGUGUGUGUGCGGGUGUGUGUAAUAUGACGUACGUAUGUGUUUAGUGUACAGUGAAAUGUUUGUACAUUGUGUGUGUGUGAGUUUGUAGCUGUUACUUUCUGAAUCUUACAUUUACAAUGCACUGUUUGUCAAUAAAGAGGACAAAUCGAA